AUGUGGGUGCCGGUGCUGCCCACCGCCAACCAGUCGGUGCAGACGUGCUGCCUGCUCUGUCACCGGGAGCGCAAGGACUGGGGAGGGCCAUCCCACAAUGGGCUGGUUUCCCCAGGCGAGAGGCUGCCACCGGACAUCGUGCCAACGCUCGUGCAGAACCUCCUGGGAGAAAUGCCACUGGCGGUGGAGGGGGUCUUGGUCUCGUUAUCCCACACAUCCUGCAAGUCACAGUCUUGUGGGGGUGGCUCCCACUCCUCUUCCUCCUCCUCCUCCUCCUCUUCCUCCUCGUGCCACGGGAACUCAGGGGACUGGGACCCCAGCUCUUUCUUGUCCGCUCACAAGCUCUCGGGGCUCUGGAACUCGCAGCACACCAACGGGGCCACGCAGGGCAGCCCCCUCGGAGCCCCCCCCGCUGCACUAGGCGACAAGCACCCCGGCCUCGCUCUGUCCCCGGAGUGCGCUGGCCAGGCGCCUGCCGUGGCGCCGGGGCUCAAGGCCUGUCCCUACAGCCACGCGGCCACGCUGCCGAAGCAGUUCAAAAGCAUGUGCCGGAGGGCCACCCCGCCAGGCGAGGCCUUCCACUCCUCAGAGCAUCAUCAGCACUCGGACCUCACUGCUCCUCCCAACAGUCCCACGGGUCUCCCCUCCCAGCCGCCAGCGCUGAUCCCCUCCAAGCAGACGCAUGCCCAUCCGGGGCCCUUCGGCUCCCCGCCCCACGUCCCGCUGGGCGCCUCCCCGCAGGCUGCGCCCUUCCCUGCGCCCAGUGCGCAGGCAGCAGCCCCCAAGCGCGAGUCCCCUCCCGCUGGCACGGUCUCGCACAGCCCGGGGUCGUGUAAGAGCCCCCACCUGCCCCCUGCCAACGUGCCGCUGCUGAAGAUGCCGCCUCCGCUGUCGGGCUGCGCUCAUCCCUGCAACGGGCACUGCAGUACUUCGCUCAUCCCUCCUCCCGCUGCCCACCAGCUGCCCAGCACGAACAGGACCUUUGUCAGUGAGACCCGUCGGGCAGCCGUGGCACUGAGCAAAGGUCCUCGAGAAGAUGAAGCCUGUGGACUUGUGCUGCCGCAGAAACUAGGGCACAUCAGCAGCUCCGGAGAGCCCGCCGUGGACCACCGCAACGUGGACGAGCUGCUGGACUACAUCAACAGCACAGAGCCCAAGCCCUUGAACAGUGCCAAGGCGGCCAAGCGGGCACGGCACAAGCAGAAGAAGAAGGUGGCAGCGGUGCCCGGCUCCGUGCAGGGCUUCCCCAGCUUCUGCUCCUGCCGAGGGUGGCCCAGCCCUCCUGGGCACUUUGGGCUGCGCUGA
Messenger RNA from Opisthocomus hoazin, 1305 nucleotides. The record is from RefSeq and is a predicted model, not a curated record. Lineage: Eukaryota; Metazoa; Chordata; Aves; Opisthocomiformes; Opisthocomidae.